GCACUGGAAGCUGGAGUCAGCGCACCUGCUGCAGUGGGUUCGAGCGAAUGGAGCAGUGAGGGAGCUGCAGUAAUUAAUUCCUGUUGAUAAACUCAGAGAGAAAAUAACAUUUAAAGUACAGAUCUCGUAUUGGGAAAACCGAAACGAGUGUAGAAAAUAUCAAUUGUAAUUUAUGUCUUGGAUUUGGAACAGACAGUUAAACUCUUGGAUACCUAUAUUUUAACUGACCUGUUUAUCAUUGUGUUAUUUAAUAUUUGAGUUUUGAUGUAAUUCGAAGAAGCUGCUGAGGUUUAAACGAAGACUCCAAAUGAAUUAACAAUCUGUGCUCAUAAUCCGAUACUUGCUGAAUGGACUUUGACGCUUCGGAAUGCCCAGGAAGUACUUUUGGAUAUUGCAGUGAAUGUAUCAGAUUUUCUGAUACAAACUGACCUGAGUUUGUAACCCUGUGGCACCUAUUGGAAGGCGAAAAACAACAAUAACGGUCUUCAAAGAGCCCCAAUAAAAUGUGGAAGAGCAAGCAAUUUCUGUGGAUUCGAAGUUUCUGCUCAGCGCUGUCUCUCUGUGUACCGAUGAGCAGAUUUGGAAAUGCUGAAGAAAAUGAUUUGAAGAUAGCUGGAACCUCAAAACCAGAUUUCUCAUGUGUUGAUGUCGAUCGCUUCUAUGACCAUUAUGUGUGGACAAAGCAGGAGCAGAAACAUCAUUUGUUUUGUCCUCUGAGCAAGGAACUGCUGCAGUUGAUACCAUCUGCCUCAGGAUUCACUGUCGAGUGGAGCAAGAACUGCCUUCCUUUUAACAUUAACCAGAGUUCACAUAUAACUAACAGGACCUAUCCAAAUGGGACUGCAUUUCUCACAUUCCAUACCCUCCACAACACUGAUGCUGGGAAUUACACUUGCGUAGUCAGCUUGAACGGACAGAGAUAUCACUCCUUCACCAUGCAACUCCGAUUAGAAGAUAGUCGCUGUGACGUAGCUCCUACAUUCCUGUCUCCCUCUGGAAAUCAGACUUACAAUCUUCCUAUUGGCUCAUGGAUGAUGUUGAAUUGUACAGUGAAGCUACUCUAUGACCAGAAGUUCAAUUGGUGUGACCCAAGCAUCGAGUGGAGUAAGGAUGGGCAUGUGAUCAUGAACAGUAGUAAAUACACCUGCACUGAGGAGACCAGGUUUAAUCAUAAUGCUUCAGAGAAGUUUCUCUCCAGUCUUCUGAAUGUCAGCAUGAUGGACGAGGGUGACUAUGGAAUCUUCAUCUGCCUCAUAAGAAAAGGAUCAGCAACCUUCACAUUACAAAGAGAUUACAAUGCUAGCCAUGUGCCAGCUCUACUGGGUGCUUUCCUGGUGCUAUUUGCAUUGCUGCUGGCUGGAUUACUGUAUGUGAAGUGUCGGCUAGAUCUGCAACUCUGGUACAGAAAUAAAUACGGAGAAUUUGAAGUGAAUGAUGGGAAGUUGUAUGAUGCUUAUAUAUCCUAUGUGUCUGCUGAUGAUGACCGCAAAUUUGUCAACUUCAUCCUGAAGCCACAUCUGGAGAACAGAUAUGGAUACAAGCUACACUUGGAUGAUCGUGACAUUCUUCCAGGAUCAGAGCCCUCAGCAGAGCUGAUAAUGAACAUUAGUCGCUGCCGCCGUCUGAUUGUAGUGCUGUCCAAAGCAUACCUGGAACAGGACUGGUGCAGGCUGAACUUUAGGGAAGCUCUAUGGCAGUUGAUGGAUCUCUCCAGGAGGCCCAUCUUCAUCAUGUUUGAAAGCCAGUACAGGGAACUGUCUCACCCAGCUAUUCAACUUCUCAAAUCACAAAGGAAAAGCUUUACUCUCCUACUGUGGACUUCCACAUCAAUGACACCUUCUUCUGAAUUCUGGAAACAAUUACGAUUGCUCUUGCCUCGGAAAAUUCCUCACCGAUGUGUUAUGGCAGAUCCCCAGACUCGACUCCAGGAUGACAAGGAUCCUAUGCUGAUCCUUAACCCAGAUUAUCUGGACUGCAGAUCUGACCCUGAUCCUGAAGGGGACUUGGGAGUGAGAGCACCGAUUUAUAAAGGCCCACCCCCACCUGUAUUCGCCCUUCCUAAAACACCAAAGACUAAUUCCAGUGCAGAGCCUCCUUGUGAGGACACGGAAAGAAGUGAUGUGGAUAUUGCAGAUCUGGGAUCUCGAAAUUAUGGAACAAGAACAGAUUUCUAUUGCCUUGUAACUGAAGAAGAUAUUUGACUGGGGGUGAUCACAGUGCAGAGCAGUGAACCAUCCGUUCCAGCCCCAAGAUGGCUGUCAAUCAAGCAUCUCUACCAUACAAUCCCCUACAAUCAGUCUUUUUUUUAUUUAGUUAAACAUUCAGUGCACAGCUGUUCCUGAGUAUUUUCAUCCUAUAUUUUGAGAGGGGGAAAUGUUGCCAUGAUAUAACCAAUUCUAAAGACAAUUUUUAUUUGCUCCAUUCAUGCUACAUUAUCAUAUUAUAGCUGGAAUUCUGCCCAUUCAAAACAGGUGGAAUGUUUUAAAAACUUUGUAUACAUGAAAGUAACCAUUCAAUAUUGUUUUGACAAUGCCUGAUCUUCCCUGAAUGUUCUGUACAUGGCUGGAGAAGCGGGUCGUGAAGUUAAAUGAUGGAUAGUGCAUUUUUAGGAAUCCACUAUAUCUCCAGAGCAAAGGUCGGCCUGAAGGUCUGUGAUCACGUCAGAAAUUUCCCACCACUGCCUUGCAAGAACUGGGCCUCCCACUGCUUCUGAUCUCCAUCAUGGAGUGAUGAAAGGGGACAUUCUGCAUAUCCCCUUCUCACUAUUCUCAUUGCUGCCUACAUGUACCUGAAAUUGUUGCAUUUUUGAUCCCUAACACUCUGAAUGCUCUGAAAUCUUAAUCUUAGAUGGUAAUCCUAAUCAGGGCAAGUAUGCAAUUAUUGAGAUGCUGGAAGACAUGUUAAUCUGUAGGGUUGUUUUUUGGUGGUAUUGUCUUUCAGCUGCUUAGAUGAAAAUGACCAUUCUUUAUUUUAUUAUAUUUCCUCUUAUCUUCCUCUGUUGCAAUGGAAAUAGGCCCAUUAGGUGAAGUCUCUCAAAAAUACUUUGCCAUCCCAGCAAAGGAUUUUAGCUGUAUGUUAAUUAUAUAAUUCCUUCCUAUAAUGCUGUGACAAAUGCAAUGCUUUAAACUGUUAUCUUCACUCAUUGGCUCAUAGAAGUAACUGUUAAACUGUUUCGCUCAUUUGCUCUUUAUCUUCAUUUCUAAAAUGCAAAAUGACUUUUUUAAAAUGGCUUUAAUUGGUUGUGCUUUCACUUUCAGGGCAUUUUAUAUUUGAAUAUCUGGGCCUUUUGUGUUUCCUACAUAUUCCCAUUAAAUAUGUAUUCCAAUUUUUUUCCCACUAACCCCAUGACAAAUAUCAUCUCACACUUAACUGCAUUAACUUUCAUCUGCCACCUGCUGACCUAUUCUGCUAACUUGUCUGACAGUAAAUAAAGAUUGAGAUUCCUAGUGAAUGCGGACAGCACUGACCAAUCGCUUCAGAGCAUCACUGCUUUCCCUUCUUCAAUCUGAGCAAUAAAAUCUAAUAAUAGCCAUUUACAUACAAAUGGAGGCCAUUUCAUGACAUCUUCUGUCUGCCAUCCAAUUUAGUUUGUUCAUUCUUAAACGAUGUAGCCUCUUAAGAGAUCAGUUUUGCACUAAUUCUGAUGCAAAUAAGAGGUCAAUUAUGGAAAAAUAGGGAUACCCGCACCUUUUCUGUUCUGCUUAGCCAUAAAUGAAUUGUAUUAUGGCCUUUCCUUGCUUGCCAGCUCAGAAAUCACUAAUGUAUGAGGAGGAGGAGGAGGAGGAUCCAGAACCUGGGCUUCCUUAGUUUAAAGGAGAUGAAAAUUGUGAGACAGGUCAGUGGUUGGUACUGCUGCCUCACAGCGCCAGGGACCCCUGUUAGAUUCUGGCCUCGGGCACCUGUCUGUGUGGAGUUUGCGUGUUCUCCCUGGGGUUCCUC
Molecule: messenger RNA, 3939 nt
Organism: Rhincodon typus (whale shark)
Lineage: Eukaryota; Metazoa; Chordata; Chondrichthyes; Orectolobiformes; Rhincodontidae
Gene: sigirr
Product: single immunoglobulin and toll-interleukin 1 receptor (TIR) domain
Exons: 10
Coding region: 504-2201 (565 amino acids)
Biological process (GO): signal transduction
Source: RefSeq, a predicted model, not a curated record